Messenger RNA from Camellia sinensis, 620 nucleotides. The record is from RefSeq and is a predicted model, not a curated record. Lineage: Eukaryota; Viridiplantae; Streptophyta; Magnoliopsida; Ericales; Theaceae.
UUCUUCAUCGAUCUCCUUUGCCUUCUAUGGAUGUUGCUAUCCGUGAGCUUAUUGCGGAAGAAACUUGGUUUAAGGUCUUCCCAGUCAGUUUUUGCCACUCCGCUGCUCUUGCCCACCCCACCUUCUCCUUUAUUUCAGGUUACUGGCAAGCCCAAGCAUCGGGUUUCCAUAGAUGAGUGCAGCUUCUGUCAUCAGAAAGGCCAUUGGAAACAUGCUUGUCCUAAACUUUUGCAGCCCAAGGGUCGUUUAUCUGGUCCACCAUCCUCUAAGCCGACAUCUUCGGGAUCUCGCUCAUCUGCUGCCUUUUUUGCACCAGUUUCUGAGAAUGGUCCAUCUUCCAAUAUGCAGUCUAUGUUUAAGCAGUUCAAGUCUUUCAUGGUGACCAAUGCAAAUCUUUCGUCUCAGGCCUCCGCUAUGACUACCACUCAGUUAGGUUUGUCUGGUUCAUCCUCCUCAGUGUUGUGCAAGAUCGAGUAUCCAAGAGGCAGAUUGGAAUUGGACGUAGAGUUGGAGAACUAUAUAUAUCCUGGACAGCUUGCAUGUUCCUCCAAAAGUGUCUUCUACUGCAUUGUCUUCUUUUUGUUUAAACAAUAAGGGGUUGUUUGGGAUGAUCUAAAUAA